Messenger RNA from Suillus fuscotomentosus, 1635 nucleotides. RefSeq lists its product as uncharacterized. Lineage: Eukaryota; Fungi; Basidiomycota; Agaricomycetes; Boletales; Suillaceae. The transcript has a single exon. The record is from RefSeq and is a predicted model, not a curated record. Bases 1 to 1635 code for a protein of 544 amino acids.
AUGCACCGGUGUCUUCGCCUGACUGAGGUCCUCGAAAUAAUAUUUUGUCUUGUGUUGGAUGUUCAAUUUAUUGACCCAAGCUUCGAUGCCUAUCAACUGCUACAGCCUGCAAUCUUACCGUUUCCUAACACUAAAGGUCGACACUCCGUCCUCAACCUCGCACUUACCUGUCGUGCAUUUCGCGACCCAGCACUCAACGUCCUUCACUCCUACAUAGGAGAUAUCUGGCCUCUCAGCAAGUCCGUGCCUGGUCAACUGCCUAGACCUUCCUGGCUUCAUAUACCCGAACAGUUCCGCCCAUCAAUCCUCCGUGCUACAUGCGUCCAGAUCUUCUUCAACCAAAAUUUACAUCACCAUGACUCUGCAUACGCACUGCUCCUUGAAAGCGCAUCCAAAGACGCCCCGCUCUUUCCCCAGCUGCGCUCGGUCGGAUGGUUCGACCCACGUGUUGAAACUAUCCCCGCCCUCAACCUCCUCCUGCCCACCGUCCAUUCCCUCGCUCUAGAUAUUACGAAUGAUCAAUUUCGCAAAGCCGUCUUCCAGAGCCUCCGUACCACCUCCUUGCACCUCAAAUCUCUUGAAUUUAUAGCCAUGGUUCACACAGGGCUGGUAAUCUCAGAAUUGGAGUCCUUCUUGUCCAGCUAUUCUGAGAGUCUCACCGAACUUUCAAUCAGAUUCUUCCGUAAAGACAUCCCAAACGUUUUGCUCGAAGCUAUCGCUGUGUGGCCACGUCUCCAGUACCUCACUCUCCACAUAGGAUUCAAUAGCAUGCCUCUCCGUGCACCCCAACCUUUUCAGGCACUCACUCACCUCCAUAUAUCAUGCGAGAGUCUGUGCCUUUUCUCAUUCUUGCUGCAUUCUAUUUCUGGGACGGAUUCUGGUACCUCCGGAUGCCCAAACCUCAAGAAAAUUUACAAUAUCGCACUCCAUUGCGGUCCCACCAGUAUUUGGUCCGAAGUCCUCACUAUCCUCACACGCACAAAGCUAGAGCACAUCUCGAUCAUCGAGAGAUGUAACUCUGAGCCCCACCCGUGCUAUACAGGACCAGCAUUUUUUGAGCUUCGCCCCUUCCUCGCCCGCCCUACCACACUUGUAAAUAUCAAAACCCUCCUCAUCUUCCCCGCCCACUACGGGUCCAUUACACUUACAGAUGCCGAUGUUCACACGCUUGCUCGUGCAUGCCCGCACCUCUAUUCUGUUAGCCUAGGAAAUCACAGCACACCUGUGUCUUUGGGUGCCCUGGGUUACAUCGUGAGACGCUGUCGUGAGCUGUGCGAAAUCUCGCUACGUGUGGACGCGCGGCUCGAUGCGCUCGGGACAAUACCUCUGGACGAUGACGAGCAAAUGCACCUACAACCUAAUAUACGCCUGAGGAGGCUGGCCAUUGGAGGGUCACCCAUUGCAUGUGUGGGUCCGUUGAACCCGCCGACUGCACCAGACUUGAUGAUGUCGAUCCCACGGUUCCUGCACAUGAUAGCACCGCGACUUACGAAAGUCGAAAUAUCCUUAGAGUCGCAUCUCGGGUGGACACAUCGCAGGUACAGCCUUAGGGAAAUGAAGAAAAUGGAUGAUAUACAGAGGUGGAAGAAGGUGGGGAGGGUCUUGUUGGAGUUGACACAAGGGGACACUAACUGA